AUGUAUGUGAAAUGGUUUGAUACAGUAAUGUUUUUACUAUGUGAUUUUAGUGUAUUUAGUGAAUGUCACUUUUUUUGUCAUUUUCAAAUUUCCCACCGUUCCAUCCCCCGUACGUCCCGACGCUCGCAGGGGAUGGAACCCAGAUGACAGAUGCCGGCAUCCGCCGGAGGACAUUGCCGGGGACACUGCAGGAGGGACAUCGCGGAAGCGAAGGACAAGGUAAGUGAUCGAGGUAUUGCGGAGCAGCGCCACAUGGUAAGCCCAAGUGUAGCUCGGGGUUACCGCUUGUGCUACACUCGGGAAUACUGCCAUGGAGGUUAAGC
Molecule: messenger RNA, 323 nt
Organism: Staurois parvus
Lineage: Eukaryota; Metazoa; Chordata; Amphibia; Anura; Ranidae
Source: the annotation of a GenBank genome assembly